Molecule: messenger RNA, 1552 nt
Organism: Oryza brachyantha (malo sina)
Lineage: Eukaryota; Viridiplantae; Streptophyta; Magnoliopsida; Poales; Poaceae
Product: pirin-like protein
Exons: 6
Coding region: 171-1340 (389 amino acids)
Source: RefSeq, a predicted model, not a curated record
CUUUGGUCAACCCCAACCCAAGCAGAGCAGCAGCCGCAACACAAAAUCAAAAUCACAAAAAGGAGAAGAAAAGUUUCGUUUUUUAGAUCAGCCAAGAACCGAACAAAUCCUGGUCAAACAGUAUUCGCUCGAUUAUUUAUCAGGAGGGGGAGGUGGAUGAAUGAACCACCAUGACGAGGAGCAUGAUGAGGCGCUUCUCCUCCACCACCUCCACUAUUUAUACCACCCUCUCCUCCCGUCUCGGACGAAUCAACGCCACUCGCCGCCACCACCACCACCAUCUCCCAGCUGCCGCCGCCUCCAGGAGGACACCCUGUACUGCUGCUACUGCCUCUCGCCCCAAAUCCAAGGCCAGGCGGCUGCUGCUGCUUCUCCUGAUUGUUCCGCUCGUCUUGCUUCUUGCAGCCUCGUUGCUGUUUCGAGCGGCCAUGUCGUCGUCGUCGUCUUCGUCGCCGUCGGAUGCCGCCGCCGCGGUGGCUUUUGAGAAGCCGAGGACGGUGGUCAAGAAGCUCAUGGCGGAGUCCCAGCCCGAGGGCGACGGCGCCACCGUCCGGAGGAGCAUCGGGAGGCACGAGCUCAGGAACCUGGAUCCGUUCCUCAUGCUCGACGAAUUCUCCGUUUCCAAGCCCGCUGGCUUUCCCGACCAUCCCCACAGAGGAUUCGAGACCGUCACAUACAUGCUCGACGGGGCGUUCACCCACCAAGACUUCGCAGGCCACAAGGGCACCAUCAGGACAGGGGAUGUCCAGUGGAUGACGGCGGGCCGCGGCAUCGUGCACUCGGAGAUGCCGGCAGCCGACGGCGUGCAGAAGGGCCUCCAGCUAUGGAUCAACCUCUCCUCCAAGGACAAGAUGAUCGAGCCGCGGUACCAGGAGCUUCAGAGCAAGGACAUCAGCUGCGCCGAGAAGGACGGCGUGGAGGUGAGGAUCAUCGCCGGCGAGGCGUUCGGGGUGCGGUCGCCGGUGUACACGCGGACGCCGACGAUGUACAUGGACUUCACGAUGCAGCCCGGGUCGCAGCUGCACCAGCCCAUCCCGGAGGGCUGGAACGCCUUCGUGUACAUCAUCGACGGCGAGGGCGUGUUCGGGCGGGAGAAAGCGCCGCCGGCCACCGCCCACCACUGCCUCGUCCUCGGCCCCGGCGACGGGCUGAGCGUGUGGAACAAGUCCGGCAAGCCGCUCCGGUUCGCGCUCGUCGGCGGGCAGCCGCUCAACGAGCCCGUGGUGCAGCAUGGCCCCUUCGUGAUGAACACCCGUGCCGAGAUCCAGCAAGCCAUGGAGGACUACUACUAUGGGCGGAACGGCUUCGAGAAGGCUCGCCAUUGGAGCUCCGCCGCAUGAUCACCGUCGUCAUCAUCUCACCAUGACACAUUGACACACCUUCACCAUAUACACACAAUAUUGCCAUGCUGAACAUGAUGCUGUUUUUAGACAGAUUAGUAUAUCAUUUGAUACAGUAAUAAACAUGUUUAUUGCCAUUGUCUUUUUUUCUUUGGUUGGUUAUGUAAUAAAACUUUAUGGUGUAAUAAAAAUGAGAUAUGAUUGGAUUUGAA